AUGAGCCACCCAGCCAGUUCUUGUCAGGAGCUGGUUGAAAACUGUCCUGUGCAUGUAGCAGGGAUGGCACAAGAAGAGAGCCGUCGCGGACAAGUGCCAUCCACCUUUUACCAUGGUGCCAACCAGGAACUUGACCUGUCCACCAAAGUGUACAAAAGGGAAUCUGGAAGUCCCUAUUCUGUGCUAGUGGACGCCAAGAUGAGCAAGCCACAUCUCCAUGAGACAGAGGAACAGCCAUAUUUCAGGGAGGCAAGAGCAGUGUCUGACGUGCACGCUGUCAAGGAAGAUCGGGAGAAUUCUGAUGACACGGAGGAGGAGGAAGAGGAAGAGGUCUCUUACAAAAGGGAGCAGAUCAUAGUGGAGGUAAACCUUAAUAAUCAAACAUUAAAUGUAUCUAAAGGGGAAAAGGGUGUCUCUUCUCAGUCCAAAGAGACUCCUGUUCUUAAGACGAGCAGUGAGGAGGAAGAGGAAGAGAGUGAGGAAGAGGCCACAGAUGACAGCAAUGAUUACGGAGAGAAUGAAAGGCAGAAGAAGAAGGAGAAGAUAGUGGAGAAAGUCAGCGUUACCCAAAGGCGAACGCGGAGAGCUGCCUCUGUUGCCGCAGCUGCCACUUCCCCUUCUCCCAGAACUACGAGAGGGCGUAGGAAGAGUGUAGAGCCACCUAAGCGUAAGAAGCGGGCCACCAGAGAGCCCAAGGCGCCAGUCCAGAAAGCUAAGUGUGAAGAGAAAGAGACUCUGACCUGUGAGAAGUGCCCCAGGGUGUUUAAUACUCGCUGGUACCUGGAGAAGCACAUGAACGUUACUCACAGGCGCAUGCAGAUCUGUGAUAAGUGUGGCAAGAAGUUUGUCCUGGAAAGUGAGCUGUCCCUUCACCAGCAAACAGACUGUGAAAAAAACAUUCAGUGUGUUUCCUGUAACAAAUCAUUCAAGAAACUCUGGUCCCUUCAUGAACAUAUCAAGAUCGUACAUGGAUAUGCAGAAAAGAAAUUUGCCUGUGAAAUUUGUGAGAAGAAAUUCUAUACCAUGGCUCACGUGCGGAAACACAUGGUUGCACACACGAAAGACAUGCCAUUCACGUGUGAAACCUGCGGGAAGUCAUUCAAACGCAGCAUGUCGCUGAAGGUGCACUCCCUGCAGCACUCUGGAGAGAAGCCCUUCAGAUGUGAGAACUGUGAUGAGCGGUUCCAGUACAAGUACCAGCUGCGCUCCCACAUGAGCAUCCACAUCGGGCACAAGCAGUUCAUGUGCCAGUGGUGCGGCAAGGACUUCAACAUGAAGCAGUACUUUGACGAGCACAUGAAGACGCACACUGGAGAGAAGCCCUUCAUCUGCGAGAUCUGCGGCAAGAGCUUCACCAGCCGGCCCAACAUGAAGCGGCACCGGCGCACGCACACCGGCGAGAAGCCCUACCCGUGCGAUGUGUGCGGCCAGCGCUUCCGCUUCUCUAACAUGCUCAAGGCGCACAAGGAGAAGUGCUUCCGCGUGACCAGCCCGGUGACCGUGCCCGCGCCCGCCCCGCCCGCCACGUCCCCAACGGCGCCGGGCCCCGGCCCUGGUCCCGGCCCCGGGCCCGCGGUGAGUGCGUCCGCUACCCCCGUGCCCGCCAGCCUGAGCCCGAGCCCGGUGAGCGCGCUCCCGCCGCGGCCCAUCCCCCACCCCUUCUCGCACCUGCACCUCCACGCGCACCCGCACCACCCGCACCACCUGCCCAUCCCCCCGGUGCCGCACCUGCCCCCGCCGCCCGCACUCUUCAAGAGCGAGACCCUGAACCACCGCGGCCAGGCCGAGGACGGCUUCCUGCGGCACCUGACCGACAAGAACGGCGCUACCCCGCACCACUAGCCCCCCUCCAGGUCGCAGCCCCUCUGCCGGAGCGGGGCGGGGCGGGGCGGGCGAACCGGCAGACCCGGACAGCCGGGGACCACCUCGGGCUCGCGAGGACUGUCCUGAAACCAGGGGAACCACCGAACUGAAGCCCAGUUUGCUUGCAUUUUCUGAUGACUUUUAUAAAUUUCAAAUACUCCAACUUACGGGAUUUUAUAACUUCAUAUCAGCUGAUGAGGUAUGCUUGCUUUUAUAUCCUGGACUUCUCCUCAAAGAGGAGAUAGGCCUGGUUUCCUUUGUACUAAUCGGGAAGGCUGUGAGAUUAAUCCAGAGCAUUAAUUGUAUCACUGUGUAUUGUAAUGAAUUCUUUUCCGCUAUCGGUGCUGGCUGCAGAGUGGAGCUGGCCCCGAUUCGCAGUAUAUCAAGCAUUAUAGAGAAAGAUGGAAAUUUUCUUCGUGUAGCUCUCCUAACGCACUCUUUAUUUUACUACAGAAAUUAUUUUAGAGUUUUUGUAUAGACUUCUUUAGUAGUCUGUUUCUAAAAUGAAAUGUAUUUCAAUAAGCGGUGUAAUUUUUCAGUGUAGCUGAACCUAUGUUGUAAAAUAGAAAAAAAUUUUUAUAAUCAUCAAAAUGUGAUUCUUAAAGAUGCAUAUAACUUCUAUAAUUCAAAGCUAUUCUUACACCUGUACAACUCAAAGGUGCUUUAGAGACUAUAUGUGUGAGCGGUCAGCAGGCUGGGUCACCGCAGGCGAGCAGGGCGUGCGUGCUUCACCGUUCACGCCUCUGCUCACACUCAGGUGGCGUCGGGCUCAGACGCGCCUGUGCGCCGUGCUCCUUCGGGCUCCCUUCGUGCAGUAAGUGGAGAGCUUUUCGGGCUGCUGGGCUUUUCCAGGGCGCUCGCCUACAGGUGCCCUGGGCUGGAAACAUGGGGUUGGUCACUGUCAGGAGAAGGACGUCCGGUAGCGGGAACUGUUUCCUCUUAGUCACAUCUGUUUCUCACUUCCCUUAGGAACUGUGCUCGUGUUUAACCAUUCUGGGAAACAAAUUGGAGUCUCUCGUUCUGAAGUUGCUUUAUUUUUUAGAAUUGUUAUGAGAAGCUAACGUAGCAAACUGAAAUCUCAAACAUGAUUUGCUGGCAGUGGCUGAGAAACUUGGAUGAGAAGACAAACUGAGUAUGAGUUUGGAAAUGUCUGAUGUUCACAACUCUGAGCGAUUUUAACACAGUUGAUAGUGUAGCAGGGACACCGUGUAAGUCUUCCUGCGCUGCAGGUGACCGUGCCGGCCGACAGCCUUGGGCAAGGGGAGAGCAGCGCCUGCCUCACUUUCGCUUCCCUGCGGAGCCUCCAGAGAGCAUGCCGGGCAGGAGGCGGGGCUGACACAGGUGACUUCCGCUGAAUAGUUCGUCCAGGCUCGGUACCACCACUAACUCGGUAUUCAUCUCAGAGAUCAGAGUCCCAAGGACAGGUCCUUCUCCCUCCACUGCCCUCUCCAUUUUAAACCUUGGAAUUUCUUCAUUACUCUUUCCUUGGGUCCGUAGAUCAUUGCCUGGCUUUUAUUUAUUUUAUUUUUUAAUAUUAAAUGUGCAGAUAGGCGUCAAGCACUUUUCCAGCUGAUUUAGCUCUGCAGCAGGGAAAAAUGGAACUCUCCGCUGAGCUUAGAUCCCUCUUUUAUUUUUUUUCUUUCUUUCGGUACCGGGGAUUGAACUCGGAUCCUUGCUCUUGCGCAGCAGGUGUCGAAACCACUGAGCUAAAUCCCAGGCCUAGAUCCCUCUAUUAGCUAUUUUGGUUUAAUGAUUCCAAAUUUUCUCCUUCAGAUUUUGCCUUUGGCUUUUAAAAUGCAUAGGAAGAUGCAGGAGACAGAAAAGUAUCUCAAGACAUACUUUUCUUCCUGUUUUGGCUGUAAGUUUUAAACAGUAGUAUUUUUAUAUCUGUGUACAUUCUUUGAGCCCCUGGGCACCUAAGCCAAUAAGGAAGUUAAUUCCUUGCUGUGACUGUUACCUUAGUGGCUGUCCCCCCCUACCACCACCAUCUCCUUUGCAUUCCAGGACAAGUUUGUAAAGCCACACUUUUAUGUAGACAUAGCAUUAUUUCAUGGUCAAGCCUAUAAUAUUAAAAAUAAUUGUCCUUAAAAAGAUGUACGUUAUAGCUUAGUUCAUUGGUUAUACCUUAUUUGUUCUAAAUAAAUUUACAGUAUUAGGCAACAAUUUUGAGUUCUAGACAAGAUCUUUGAAUCAACCAUUUCAUGAGGUGUAUUGUGAUUAUACCCUGGAAAAUUCUGGUAGUUGUGUUUGAUUUUUCAUUCAAGUAACUAUAACCAUAGGAAAAUAGCUGCCACACAGGAAAACUAGCAGUAAGCAGAUAACCACCACCAUCUUUCCCAGAAGCAAAAAAAAAAAAAAAAAAAAAAUCAGUUUCUUACAGUAUAAUUCUUAGUGAAAUGGAUUAUGGAACAGUCUGGAAACUUCCAGGGUUUUUCCCUGGCUAAGUAUACCUUCCCUGACUGGGAUCUGUGGUGUUUGGGAAGAUGGUGCCUCGUCAGCAUCACGGGACACAAAUAGUGACUGCUCAAAGGAGAGUUGUGACACGCAGGACUGCAGGUGAAGCCUUGCUCGUGUGUGCACGUCAAGGCUUAAUGUGAAGGCUCAGACUCAGGGUGGAGAGUGGGGUCCCCUACUAAGGGAAAGCUGCAUUGUGCCGUGUUCUCUCCCACAUCUGCUGCAACGCCUGUGAAUUCCUCAGCUCCUGUUGUUACCUGCUCCCCUGCUCGUGAAAAGAUGCAGGAGAGUUGGAGUUCUCAGCCCUUCUCCGUACUGUCUUUCAUUGCAGCAUUACAUAGACACCAAGUUGGGGCGCUCUCUUGCAACUUCAUUUUACAUUGCCUUCAAGGGCUUGUAACAUUGCAAGAGUUGCAGAUUUGAGGAAAAUUCCCCAAGGGCUUUUCUGAGUUGGCAUUAUAUUUCUGGUGGUUGGUUUGUUUUUGUAUUUUUUAUCCUUUUUUCAUAGAUUUAUCAUUCAAAUAUGAAUUUUUUUUAGCCUUAAAAAAGGCUGCUGCCCCUGUAAUCUCAGCACUCAGGAGGCUGAAGCAGGAGGAUCACCAUGAGCUUGAGGCCAGCCUGGGCAACAACAUAGUGAGUUCAAGACCAGCCUGAACUACACAGUGAGACACUGUCUCAAAAAAAGGCUGCUUGCUUUCUCAAAUUGAGUCAAGUACACUCAUACUGAAGUUUUAAAUUUUGAACAACAAAAAAGAUCAGAUUAAAACAUGUGGCUUUCUACACAUAUUUAUGAUUUUAUUGUUUUCAGCAAAUGGUGAGUCUGCAUAAAAACCUUAACUGUAGUUCCAAGAAGCCUUUUCAGAUCCCUUCUGUAUACUUUUCUAGUCUGCCAUGUGCAUAAACAGCCCUAGAUUAAUGGCUGAGCAUGGAGAUUUCCAUAGUUGUACCUUCUUUUCUCAAAACUGCAGUUGUUGGAAGUACCUUGUUCUUAUGGUUAGAACUCUCCCUAGAAUUUGUCCCUUGCACACUAACCAAAGGCAAAAUAUUCUGAAGAGAUACCGGUAAAAAUUUAUGAGAUUUUUUUUUUUUCAGUUUUUAUUUUUGUUGCAUGGAUAUGUGGUUUCCUUUUGAUUUUACUGGCAGUUUUAAAUUUUGAGACUAUGAAGCAGAGAUAGAAAUACAUUUCAGACGUACAUAUAUAUUUACCCCAUCUUGCAGAUUUCAGUUAGUACAACCCAGUAUGGUAUGUGGAUUUUUAUGUUUAAAAGAAAAGCAAACCUGAAAACUAAAGAUAGAGAAAUCCUUCUGUUUGAGCUACUGUACAGAGAAGAUAACUCUACUGCGCUGCCGACCCACGUGAUGAAAAUGUCAGUGCUGUCCCAGACUACAUGGAGAGUGUUUAAUGAAAACAGUGAUAAAUUACUUUCAAGCAUUUUAUCAGCUCACUACUUUUUAAAAAGUCAAUUCAGUUGGAAUUUUUCCAACUGUAACGUUGAGCAAGUAAAUAUUGAGUUUUAAUUUUCCUUUGCCUAAACCAAGAUAGGAAAUUUCCCAAAAGGUCAUUUUCUUUCAGGAAUGAAAGGUCACAGCCAUUGGAGACAGUGGCAUUAUUAUGCAAUAACAGCGCCUGCUGACCUGCCUAUGCCACCUGUAGCGUUCGUGAGAAGUGUGACCUUGCAGCCCUGGACACUACCUCGAUGAAGCCAACCAGAGACCCUCUGCCCUUUCUACGGAAGCCAUACAAGUUGCCAUCCGAUGUAUCCACUUUCAUAGUUCUCUACUUUUAUACUCUCUAGACUUUUUAUAGACUUUGUGAUCAGAUCUUUCUGUCUUAGAGGGUAGGCUUUGCAAGACUCUAAGGAAACUGAUGCUCUUAGUUGUCCCAACUUCAAAGCUUUAGCUUCAGUGAAUUCCUUUGAAGAACCAGAUAAUGUACCGGGUAUCAGAUUGUGUCCUGGAGUCAGAGCUACCUGGCAGAGUUGUAUACUCAGAAAACAGACUUCUCCCUUUCCCUCAGUAGAAGCUGUGCCGUUGCAGGAAGUGACAUACAAAUUGGCUUUCUUUCUACUUUGUGACCCGUGUAGCACACACGACCAGUGUUCUGGAGUCGUUUCGGUUUCUUGAUGAUAGAGUGAGAGCCUUUGCCUCCGUCCUGACACACCUUCAUCCCUCACUCUCUCCCUGAGUGCCUUCAACAAGCCAGAGCCCUGGCACACUCUUCCCUGGUCCAACUCCUACCUCUGACAAUUUCACUGUCUGUGAGCAUUGCCAUUCACCCAUCCUGCGGUGUGUUUCACCUUACAGGCUAGCGCAAACCUAGGCUGGGAAUCUGGCACAUAGCUCUGUCUCCUUCCUCCGUGUCAUUUUGGGGUUGCAUUCUUCACUUUUAUUUAUAUCUUCACAUGUUCCGUCUCUCGUGUUGGGACCUGUUACCCUUGUCCCACUCUUCACCUGCCCCCUUUCACUGGAAGCUGGUCAUUCCUUCACCUUUAAAGGUCACUGGGUGUCUCUUUCGGACAGCUUGUCUCCCUUGAAGUCUUCCUGAACUUCCGCCUGCCCUUCCCGACGAAGGGGCCCUGAAUGCUGCUGUCGCCCCGUGUCCUCUAUCUUCCAUAACCAGUUUGCAAGUUGUGCCCAUAAUUAUAUUUCAACCUGAUGAAUUUAAAAGUGCUCUCUGGGUUUAACAAAAGUCCUUUAUUGAUUUCUGAUCUGCCUCCCUCUCCAUCCCCCUGCCCCUCAAAAACCUUUUUUCUAGUUGUUCUCAUCUAAUGCAUAUUAAAAGUAUGAUUGCUGCAUAAUAUAUGAAGGAUGUAAUAAAAAGGAGGUUGAAGCAUAUUCUGCAUGCGAUGUGAGCAUCUCAUUGAUAAAACUUGUCUUAGCAGUUGGUUAAUGUUUCACAGCCAAAACCACAGUUUGUGUUACGUACAGGCCUCUUGCUUCCUAAGUUCUCCAAAAGUGAAAACAAAGGAACUCCUUAAAAUGAGGAAAUUGAAUUCCAUUUUUUGUAGGGAAUGAAAACUGUUGAGUGUUUUGGCUGUAGUCAAAAUCUUUGCUUCCUCACUCAAAAUCUCCCUCCUCUUUCCUUAGUUACUAGCGCUCAGGUGUUCACUCUAAUAACCACAUGCCGCAGGGGUCUAAAGGUGCUGUUCAUGAAGCCCGAGUCCUGUCUGUCGCAGACUGUGUUAUGGGUGGGACAGUGCAGCGGUGUGAGGGUUGCUUCGUUUCAUAACGCUAAGUCUAGGACAUUGAAAGGCUGCUGGGAGUGGGGUCUCGUUUUCCGAAUGCAAGAGGCAGAUCUGCUUUGCAGAGAAUGGUGGCAGGGGCUCCUCAUUGCUGCCCUGAGUACUUUUUAUGUUUGAUUGCCUUGUUGUCCCCCAACAGUGACCUAGACACUUGCAUCUUGCAUACAACUGGCUGCCUGAAGUUUGCUUUCCAGGGUGUUGCUUCCAUCUUGAGAGCCCCAGCCAGCAAACAGUGCAGGGCCCCCUGGCUUGUCCCGUCCGUGUCUUCAGGGGGCAGUGUCCCACAGCCUCCUAGCUCCAGCUCACUUUCAGGCUGCUCCGCUUCUCUGCUGAGAUCAGGGAUAUUCCACAUUCCCUGAAGGUGAUUUCGUAGAACGCACAGGAAAUGGGGCUGGGGAGAGAAAAACUGGCAGCUGGGCUUUGCUUGAGCCUCGCCUUGGCCAGUCAGUCAGGACUGGGAGCUGGCCCUGUACCGGGUGUGUCCUUUACAGGUGAGCAGGACAGAGGUCCCAGCUCACAUUCUGCAAAGGACUUGAGUGUGCCUCACUGCAUUUGCAAAUUAGCAGAAAGUAGCUGAACAUCCUAAGGCUCCUAAUUCCUCCACCCAGUAUCUUUCCAUGCUUGCUUAGUCUCCUCAUUGGGCUGAAAAGGCGACAGUGUAGCAUAAUUUUGUUGUUUACUUUUCAGGUUUUAUUUCCAAGGCUAUAGAUGUGGCCACAGAAAACUAGAUGAAUUCUCAGUCUUGCAUAAAUUUGCAUAUGCAGUCCGCUCAUUUCUUGACAAGGCUGAUUCUAGUCCACCGCAGUACUGGCUGUAUCCACAAGGGGGCAACAAAGGACUUCGCGGGCUUUACUUUCAGCUCGCUUUCAGGUCUCCGUUUGCCGUCCCUCACCUCCUUGCUUAUUUGUGCAUCUUGAAGAUUGAGGGCAUUUUCCCUGCUGAGUCCAGUGGUUGCUCAGCCCCGUGAUCCAAGCAAAGGAUGCAGCGUGGUGUGGGCCUUUGGGGGUCAGCUGGCUUCUGAGCAGCUCUUCGCGGACGGAUUGGGAAGGUGAUCCUCUUUACUAACAUGGCCCUCUGGCUCACCACCAGUCUUGCAGUCCUUACGCCGUCUCCUUCCCGAUGAGCAGGCGGUCACCAGCAAAGGGGACACCCCGGCUGGGCCCCUCACCCUACAGAGCCGGAGGCGUGGCCACCCCAACCCGUUUCCUGCCAGCGGCAGCCACCCGAGUGCCAUCUGCAGAACGAGGGAGGCCAGGAGCGGGCAGGUGGCAGGUGGCCAGGUGCAGCUUAUUUGUUGCGAUUUGCAUUUUCCCCAAAAGUAUGGGAAUCACUUGCACUUUUCCUCAUUUCUUAAAGAAAAGAAAAUCCAGUUUGCUUGCCAGGAACUGCUUAGCGUUAGGUUUACAAAGCUUGUUGUUGAAUGUCGACUAUUUGUCCAAAGGAGUUUGACGAAAUAGAAGCUGCUCGGUCCAUGUCCUGCCUGCUGGGUCAUAAGGUCUAGGCCAUGUGGCUGGGGUCCAGAACGGGCCGUGUCCCCCUCCUACCUCUGCUGAGACGCAGCUAGUCACGUCGGGCUUGGUGUGCACAGGCCCACGGCACGCUGCCUGCGCGGUUAGGGGAGUCCGGUCGGGGUGGUGGUCGCUGGGCCGGGCUCUCGAGAUGGGCAGACGCGGAGAGGGACUGCCGGCCCGGUGAGCAGGACACGCGCCGAGGGUCCCUGCCGGCCGCCGCCCGGCUUCCUGCCACCUGCCCCAGCGCCCUGUCCCCCUCAGCGUACUGAUUUCCUCUUGUGUUAACUACACCGAUACUUUUUUUUUUUAGCAAUUGAAAUGCACUUUUUUUAAUUUCAACUCAAUCAUGAUUUUUAAGUAUAAAAAGUUUAUAGAUUGUUAAAACUACUUUUUGUGUAUUUUUAACCACUUGAUGUAGCAUUGUAUAUUUUAUUCUUGGAGACUCUGGUACAAGGUGUGCCGCUUAAUGACCUUUCUAAGAUGCUGGGCCUUUGGAUGUGUACGGUAACCAACCCAAUGCUAAUGUUCAAAGUAAAAAGAAAAAAAGCAGCCAUA
This is a messenger RNA of Heterocephalus glaber (naked mole-rat), 9625 nucleotides long. NCBI's taxonomy places the organism in Eukaryota, Metazoa, Chordata, Mammalia, Rodentia, Bathyergidae. The record is from RefSeq and is a predicted model, not a curated record.